Solanum dulcamara is the source of this 1314-nucleotide messenger RNA. RefSeq lists its product as uncharacterized. The record is from RefSeq and is a predicted model, not a curated record. The transcript is spliced from 2 exons. NCBI's taxonomy places the organism in Eukaryota, Viridiplantae, Streptophyta, Magnoliopsida, Solanales, Solanaceae. Bases 154 to 1143 code for a protein of 329 amino acids.
AUAAAAGCCAAAAAGAUAAAUAAGCAAAUCCAUAAUCAAUGGUCUAUCAAUAAAGCCACCAAACUUCCAUUUUUUUCUUCCCACUCUUCCACUUUUUUUUUUUUUGCUAUACCAAAAAGCACUGAACUUCACAUUUCCCUCAUUCUCAAAGCAAUGUCCCUCUACGUUUCCUUCUUCUUUACUCUACUUUUCUUGGGUAAUCCACCCGAAUUACGUGCCAUUCCGGUUUUACCCGAACCCCACCCAGCUGAGGUCCAUUCUCAAACAUUCUUGCCUUCCCCUGCACCACCGGCCACAAUUCCUGCUUUCCCGGAGCAGUCGAACGUCGCCAGUUGCCCAUUGGAUCUACCGGAAGACCUCUACCACAGCGUUAAAUCAGCUUGUGGGUCCGACAGUUAUUCGGGUCAAGUACACCAGACCCGUUGUUGCCCCGUUCUAGCAGCCUGGCUCUACUCGGCUUACUCUAAAACGGCACUACACAGAGCCGUUACAAAACUCCCACUGUCGACUUCCGUUGAUAUGCCGGUGCUCCCCGACGAUUCGGAGACGUGUGUGGACUCUAUUGAAAAGGCUUUGGGCAACAGAGGUAUUGAAUUGGUGAAGCCAAACAAGACUUGUGAUGUAUUUUAUUGUUACUGUGGAAUUAGGCUUCAUCCACUCAGCUGCCCAGAAGCAUUCUCUGUAGAUUCACAAGGGAAAUUGGUAGGUGAUAAAAGCGUGAAGAAAUUGGAAAGAGAUUGUUUGAGCAAUAAUGGGUAUACUGGUCUUGUUGGCUGUUCCAAGUGCUUGAACAGUCUUUAUCUGCUUAGUGAGGCCAGAGUCGGAAACAAUAGCAGGUUAGAGGAUAGGACUAAGAAAAUGCACAGCAGGGAUUGCCAAUUGAUGGGUCUAACGUGGCUUCUCAACAAAAAUAGAUCCGGUUACAUUCACACAGUUUCUUCUGUUUUGAGGGCUCUAAUGUUGACGGAAGGCAGUUCAGAUCCUCAGUCGUGCACACUUAACAGUGAUGGUAUGCCUCUUGCAGUAGACUCAUCGGAGAUCAACGAUGAAUCUGAUGCAGUUGCUAUUCAGGCAUCACUUUAUCCGUAUAUCCUACCUUUAGUUUUAGUGUACAUAAACUUUGUGGCAUUGCUCUUCAAUUAAUGGUUUAGUCUCCAGCACUUGAUCCUUGUACUAAAAAAUGUAGUUGUUGUUCAAAUGCCACGUAGGGCAAAUUCGGACCUCUGUAUUCGUUCAUUCAGGUUAGUGAAAUUGUAAUUUUUGUGGUUGUGUAACGACUUGUUCAGCAAAUGAAUGAAAUGGCUGUUCAUUGAA